ACCCGAAUUUGCACAAAGUUUUUGCUUACCUUUGCAUUCCAUCCCGUUUAAGAUUCCUCCUCCUUUUAUUAAAUAAUACCACUAACAGUCAAUUCUGCUUUGAAUUUGCACGAGUUUUUUUCUGUACCUUUUAACUUGUCUGCGAAUCGCUUUCCGCCCGCUCUCGCUCUUCUUCCGUGUCUAGUGCAUUUUCCCGGUUCGUGAAUCGUAUACAAGAAAUUUAAUCAAAGUUAGGGCUAGGGUUAGGGUUUUUGGUUAUUUGGCCGCUUGUAGCUGUUUCAGUAUUAAUAUGUAUGCUGAUCGAGUAGAGGCUGCAUCCAAGAGGUCAGUAAAGGAUCGCCUUAAUGGUAACUCAGCUGGCGAUUCCGCUCGUCGGAGACAGAUUACCGGCAAAAGGCAAAGAGAAGAUGACAAAUGGGAACAUGAUCUUUUUGAGGAUGACGAACCUAAGUUUUCAAAUCGCAGAAUUGGUGCAUCAGAUCUUCGUUUGAAACUCCAAAAGAAGAGUAUCCAGCGAGCAACUCAAAAUGUAAGAGGGUCUCUUCCAGGUGGUGUAAGGGAUCUACGGGAAAAGCUCUCUGGUACAAUUUAUUCACAAGCUAUGGACACUGAUCCACCCAAGCCAAAACCAGCAUCUGAGGUCGGUAGACCUGCCAGGAAAAGUAUCAUAGCUGAAGCUCCUGUUGCAUCAGAGAAAAAAGCAGCUGCCAGUUCAGUUUCUAAGAAAAAAAAUCAGAAGGUAGAAUCAGUGGAUAGCUUUCUGCAAUCGCUGGGCCUUGAAAAAUACUCCAUUUCAUUUCAAGCUGAGGAAGUUGAUAUGACUGCCCUUUUGCACAUGACUGACGAAGAUCUCAAGGCAAUGGGAAUACCAAUGGGUCCAAGGAAGAAAAUACUGCUAGCAUUGGAGUCUAAAGUUUAGCUUAUCUAGCAGUGGUUUCCUUGUUUGCUUGCUUGGAUCGUGUUGAUUAGUUGACCAUCCCUAAAGAUUUGCAGGCUUGUUUUAGUCGAUGGAGGCUGCACUUUACUUUUUGUGGGAAAAUUACAGAGUCUAGCUGGAAGCGACCUUAACGAGCUCAUCAUUAUUGCCAAAUGAUGGAAGGAUCUUGAAAAACAAAGCGGGAUCUGUUUGUGAACUUGUGGCUUGGUGCUUUUAUUGUGCCCUUCAUUCAAGCUCUGAUGUUAUUAGUUACUUGCAAACAAUGUCAAAAAGAUAUGCUUUCCAGAAGGUUGUAGGAGUGGGCUAAUUGAAGGAUAAAUACUGAAUGUUGUCUGAGAUAGCUAAUUCUUUCAAGUAUUUGAUUCAUGUUUUGGAUGGUUACUGCAUCAAUCCGGAUACUGUAUCCCUUAAA
This is a messenger RNA of Coffea eugenioides, 1349 nucleotides long. RefSeq names its product ankyrin repeat and SAM domain-containing protein 6. The record is from RefSeq and is a predicted model, not a curated record. Gene Ontology annotation, molecular function: protein binding. The transcript is spliced from 6 exons. NCBI's taxonomy places the organism in Eukaryota, Viridiplantae, Streptophyta, Magnoliopsida, Gentianales, Rubiaceae. Bases 290 to 919 code for a protein of 209 amino acids.